This is a messenger RNA of Polyodon spathula (Mississippi paddlefish), 1842 nucleotides long. Lineage: Eukaryota; Metazoa; Chordata; Actinopteri; Acipenseriformes; Polyodontidae. The record is from the annotation of a RefSeq genome assembly.
AUGCAUCCACCAACACUUAUCUUUAACUCAACCCUCCUCAUUAUUCUUUUCCUCCUAACGUACCCCCUCAUCGUCUCCCUCAAUCCCAGCCCUCUUAACAAAAAAUGAGCGACCACCCAUGUUAAAACCGCAGUUCAAACGGCCUUCUACAUCAGCCUGCUCCCCCUCGCAAUAUUCUUUGAUCAAGGCAUAGAAACCAUCACCACCAACUGACACUGAAUAAACAUCGCCACCUUCAACAUCAACGUCAGCUUCAAAUUUGACCAAUACUCAAUUAUUUUUACACCCGUCGCCCUCUACGUUACAUGAUCAAUCCUAGAAUUCGCUUCAUGAUACAUACACUCAGACCCCAACAUAAACCGAUUCUUUAAAUACCUACUCUUAUUCUUAAUCGCCAUAAUUACCCUAGUCACAGCUAACAAUAUAUUCCAACUAUUCAUCGGCUGAGAAGGAGUAGGCAUUAUGUCCUUCCUGCUAAUCGGAUGAUGAUACGGACGUGCAGACGCCAACACUGCCGCCUUACAAGCCGUCAUCUACAACCGAGUAGGAGACAUUGGACUAAUCCUAAGCAUGGCAUGAUUUGCAAUAAACAUAAACACUUGAGAAAUCCAACAAAUAUUCGCCUCCUCCCAAGACAACCCGGCAACCCUGCCACUCAUAGGCCUAAUCCUUGCCGCCACAGGAAAAUCAGCUCAAUUCGGCCUCCACCCCUGACUCCCUUCAGCAAUAGAAGGCCCCACACCGGUCUCUGCCUUACUACACUCCAGCACUAUGGUUGUAGCCGGCAUUUUCCUACUAAUCCGACUUCACCCCUUAAUAGAACACAACCAACUUGCGCUAACCACCUGCCUGUGCUUGGGAGCCACCACCACCCUAUUCACCGCCGCCUGUGCCCUCACUCAAAAUGACAUCAAAAAAAUCGUAGCAUUUUCUACAUCCAGCCAACUAGGCUUAAUGAUAGUCACCAUCGGCUUAAACCAACCCCAAUUAGCUUUCCUACACAUUUGUACCCACGCAUUCUUUAAAGCAAUACUAUUCCUAUGCUCCGGAUCCAUUAUUCACAGCCUAAACGACGAACAAGACAUCCGAAAAAUAGGAGGCCUCCACACCAUACUUCCAUUCACCUCAACCUGCCUCACCAUUGGCAGCCUAGCUCUCACCGGAAUACCAUUCCUCUCAGGAUUCUUCUCAAAAGACGCUAUUAUUGAAGCUCUUAACACAUCUCACCUAAACGCCUGAGCCCUUACCCUGACCCUUAUUGCCACCUCCUUCACAGCCGUGUACAGCUUCCGAGUCAUCUUCUUCGCCUCCAUAGGAUCCCCCCGAUUCCUACCCCUAUCCCCCCUCAACGAAAACAACCCAACAGUAAUCAACCCAAUCAAACGACUUGCCUGAGGAAGCAUCCUCGCCGGACUAUUCAUUACCUCCAACUUCCUUCCAACAAAAACACCAAUCAUAACCAUACCCACAACCCUCAAACUAUCCGCACUACUGGUGACAACCUUAGGACUUCUCAUAGCCCUAGAACUGACAAAUCUGACAAACAAACAACUAAAAAUCACCCCAACCCUCCCCCUCCACAACUUCUCCAACAUACUAGGAUAUUUCCCAUCAAUCAUCCACCGACUAGCCCCAAAAAUCAAACUAAACCUAGGACAGACCAUAGCAACCCACCUGAUCGACCAAACAUGACUAGAAAAAAUAGGACCAAAAGGAGUCACAACCAACCAAAUCCCAAUGAUUAAAGCCACAAACAAUAUCCAACAAGGCCUAAUCAAAACAUACUUAACAAUUUUCUUCCUGACCACUGCACUGUCAAUUCUCCUCAUUACACUAAUUUAG